Messenger RNA from Hydractinia symbiolongicarpus, 919 nucleotides. Its product is annotated as CDGSH iron-sulfur domain-containing protein 3, mitochondrial-like. Gene Ontology annotation, cellular component: intracellular membrane-bounded organelle. The record is from RefSeq and is a predicted model, not a curated record. Gene Ontology annotation, molecular function: 2 iron, 2 sulfur cluster binding. The transcript is spliced from 3 exons. The coding region runs from base 31 to 384 and encodes 117 amino acids. Lineage: Eukaryota; Metazoa; Cnidaria; Hydrozoa; Anthoathecata; Hydractiniidae.
AAAAUAACAGCUAUAAAUUGUCUAAAUCAAAUGAUGAAGCCAGCUAUCGUUCUUAGGGGAAUUUCAAUGAUGCAUCUAAGAUGUUUCUCUUUGAGUCUUCAAUCUUCAGAUAAAAUUCCAACUGUUGCUGCAAAAGAGCCUUUUUUGUCAUCUGUCGUCCAAGGAAAACGUUACUCAUGGUGUUCUUGCGGGCUUAGUUCAAAACAGCCAUUUUGCGAUGGAAGUCAUAGAAAAACGGAACUGCGUCCAGUUCGAUUCAAAGCUGAAGAGACUAGCGAUGUAUACCUUUGCGGUUGUAAACAAACAAGCACUGCCCCAUAUUGUGAUGGAACACAUAUAAGUGAAAAUGUUCAGAAAUGCAAAAUUGGUGAAAAACUUAGUUAGUUUGAAUUUUCUUAUUACUUUUUUUAUGCACCUAGGUUAGAUAAUUAUCAAAUUUAUAUAGCAGUCAAACCUUUGCAGCUUGGGUUUUGUUGAAUUCAGUAAGAAUUUAACGAGACCUCGAUAAACGGUGUACGUUUCUUGUUCUCUUUAGCUUUCUCCCCGUUUAUACUUAGGAGCGUAGAUAAGUUAAACCCUCGUUGUAGAAAGUUGCUUUCUCCCCUCGUAUAACAAGGUCCUGCUUUUUUCCCCUCGUAUAACAAGGUCCUGCUUUUUCCCCUCGUAUAACAAGGUCCUGCUUUUAAUAGGUUCCUGCUUUUAAUAGGGUCCUGUAUGUACUGUGUAUUUACAUGUUGACAAGUUUCAUUUCCAGCUCAUUGACUUGCAGAUUUGCUAAAGAAACUCUAUAUCGUUUUCUGAUUUUUGUUAGAAAUGUAGUAGCGUGAUUAUUGAAUUGUAUUGUAUAUAAAUAUAUAUAUUUGGUAAUUUCAUCUGUUAUUGUGAUACAACACUGGUGAUAAUUUAGCAAAUCGAAAAA